Setaria italica (foxtail millet) is the source of this 537-nucleotide messenger RNA. RefSeq lists its product as uncharacterized. Lineage: Eukaryota; Viridiplantae; Streptophyta; Magnoliopsida; Poales; Poaceae. The transcript has a single exon. The record is from RefSeq and is a predicted model, not a curated record. The coding region runs from base 1 to 537 and encodes 178 amino acids.
AUGGACGCUUACUACGCGGAAAUCCACAAGCUUGAGGCCCACUUUGACGGUCUUGAGUUCCAUCGUGUCCCUAGGGACCACAAUGUCACUGUUGAUGUCAUGUCCAAGCUUGGCUCCAAAUGCGCGCAGGUUCCGGCCAGCAUAUUCGUACAAGAUCUCUGGAAACCUUCCAUCAAAAUCCUGGACCCAGACCAGGUCAACGACGCUAGCGCUCAGGCUCCAGCUGACCCAAAACCUACUAAUGUCAUGAUGAUUGAAGCAGAAGAAGACUGGCACGCUCCAUUCAUAGCCUUGAUCAUUGAUCAGAUGGUGCUAGAGGACAAGAUAGAGCAUGAAAAAUUAGGUCGGCCCAGUGCAAACUACGUCGUCAUUGGCAAGGAGCUCUACAAGAAAGUUACAUCUACAGGGAUCCUGAUGAAGUGCUUUCUAUGUAGCGAGGGCAUUGAACUUCUACAUGAAAUCCACUCGGGAACAUGUGGCAACCACGCCGCCUUGGGUAAUUUGGUCGGUAAAGCCUUCCUCUCUAGUUUCUACUAG